CUCUUCCAACUAAGAACGGGACAUAUAGGACUUCUGGCCUACCUGGCGCGAAUGGGACCCAGUGCAUCACCCAACUGUAGCCUAUGCGAGGUCCCAGAAACAGUUGAGCAUUUCCUCUUUGAAUGCCGUCGAUAUUGCUGCGAGCGCAGAGCACUGCGA
This is a messenger RNA of Cantharellus anzutake, 159 nucleotides long. RefSeq lists its product as uncharacterized. The annotation marks the transcript as partial. The transcript has a single exon. The record is from RefSeq and is a predicted model, not a curated record. Lineage: Eukaryota; Fungi; Basidiomycota; Agaricomycetes; Cantharellales; Hydnaceae.